Molecule: messenger RNA, 429 nt
Organism: Protopolystoma xenopodis
Lineage: Eukaryota; Metazoa; Platyhelminthes; Monogenea; Polystomatidea; Polystomatidae
Source: the annotation of a GenBank genome assembly
CCUCAGGCGAGAUGUCUGGUUGGACUCUAUGAUGUCAAUUGUUGUGAUGGAGAGAAUAGCUAUUCAUCAUUUUCAGGUAAAGAGAAUCACGAAGGUUGUGACAAUGUUUCCCAUUACCUACAAAACUCCCCGGGUAGGGGAUCAAGCUGCGAUAUGGAUCAAGUUGUAGGUAUACAAGAGGGCGAAAAAAAAGAAACUGCAGAGGAAGGCUUCGACUCAGAAGAAGUGCGUUUCCUGAUUGCAUGCCAGUCAUUACGGCCGGGCGGAAGUCAAUUGCAGCUGGUGAGGCUAGUAGAGCCAGGUGACCCUCAACUUACUAGGUUGACUCGUCAAGCCUUCGUCCACGCUGACGGCGAGGUAACUGGUCUGGCAACUUUAGCCUCCCACCCUCUACUCGUUGUUGCAACUUAUUCGUCAAUUUUGCACUAA